AUGUGCCUAAAAAGAUGUCAUGAUAACAAUCUUUGUCUCAACGUGGAAUACAACAAGAAACAACUUCGAUGUAAGCUGCUGAAAGAUCAUGACGAUGGUAAAGAGACUUUACUUACCCAGCUAAGGAAUGUGACAAAAUGUCAAAAAAGACUCCAGUUGAGUGUUUGUGAAGAAAACGUUGAACGUGUUCAUUUUUCCUCUGGAGAGUAUAAAUGUAUAUCAAAAGAGCAAUAUAGAAAUGUAGCCCUAGGAAAACCAGCGAAUUUAUCAUCAGUGUGGGAUAUCUAUUCGGAGGCUUUUUACGCUGUCGAUGGGCGUGGAGUUGUCCCGGGAGUAGGACACUGGUACUGUGCGCAUUCUGAUGGAAUUGAGCCACAUCCCUACCUCAGGAUUGAUCUACAGAACCUGUUCUAUAUUGAUCAUAUACUUCUUUUAACACGGGGAGAUUAUUAUGCGGAAUAUUUGCAUGACGUGGAAGUCCGUGUGGGUCACAUGACUACAUGGGAGAACAUGGACACCUGUGGUAUGUUUAACAAGACAGCAGAACUUGGUCAGACGUAUAAGAUCAAGUGUACCUCCUGCCUUGUCGGCAAAUUUGUAACAGUAAGGAUUCUCGGGGAUAAGAUGAUGCAUGGUGACGGUGGAAAUCAACUUAGUUUAUGUGAGGUUACAGUUUGGGGAAAAAGAUAUUAUAAUUAAAAUAAAACGAUAUCCUGUGAAUCACUUUGAUUGCAUUUUUUUUAGUGAUAACAUAAAGUUUGUUGUACAACAAUAAGACGGGGUUUGGCGUUUAUUUGCA
Saccostrea cuccullata (small rock oyster) is the source of this 799-nucleotide messenger RNA. RefSeq lists its product as uncharacterized. The record is from RefSeq and is a predicted model, not a curated record. The coding region runs from base 1 to 699 and encodes 232 amino acids. The transcript is spliced from 4 exons. Lineage: Eukaryota; Metazoa; Mollusca; Bivalvia; Ostreida; Ostreidae.